This is a messenger RNA of Liolophura sinensis, 1899 nucleotides long. RefSeq lists its product as uncharacterized. The coding region runs from base 1 to 1899 and encodes 632 amino acids. Gene Ontology annotation, molecular function: DNA binding. Gene Ontology annotation, cellular component: nucleus. The record is from RefSeq and is a predicted model, not a curated record. Lineage: Eukaryota; Metazoa; Mollusca; Polyplacophora; Chitonida; Chitonidae. The transcript has 2 exons.
AUGACAUAUCUGGAAGAUCAGAGAAGAGAGAAGGAACAGCAAGAUGCAGGUAGAAAGAGAAAGGCAUUUCUUGAUGAACUGGAAUUGUUAAAGGCUAAGAAAAGACGCAUUGAGAAAGACAUUGAAGAACUUGAAAGAUCAGCAGAUAAAUAUUCUGAGAAAGCUGAAGCUUGCAGCCAGCUGACAUUCGUAGCGAUGUCAAAUAGUUUACGCAGAACGGCAAAACAAAAGAGAGAAGAACUUUCUACUCUAAUUACUGAAAUAGACGAAAAAGUAUUCACACUGGAACAAGAGCGAGCCCUAGCAGAUUACAUUAUCAAGUGCUCAAAAAUGUUCCAUGGACUUUCAGUUAAGCAGACAAGGAAGCUGGCCUGGCAAUAUGCGAAGGCAAACCUCAACACUUACCCUGCGCAAUGGGAUACGAACCAAGAAGCAGGCCAGGAUUGGUUCUAUGGUUUGAUAAAAAGGAAUCCUGAGCUCAGUCUUCGAACGCCAGAAGCAACAAGCACAGCGAGAGCAACCGCUUUCAAUCGACAAAACGUAAACGUUUUCUUUGAACAGUACCAAGACAUUCUUUCUCGACCGAACUUUAAACUAGAACCACAUCGACUGUGGAAUCUCGAUGAAACGGGAGUGAAAACUGUAGCCGAUACCACAAAGGUUAUUUCCCAGAAAGGCUUAAAGCAGGUCGGUCAGAUAUCUUCCGCGGAAAGAGGCGUGUUGGUGACCAUGUGUUGCUGUGUGAAUGCAGUUGGCACUUCUCUUCCGCCCGUAUAUGUAUUCCCACGAGUGAACUUCAAAAAUCACAUGCUGAACGAAGCACCAAACGGCAGUCUUGGGUUGGCAAAUCCUUCAGGGUGGAUGAACAGUAAUCUUUUCCCUGAAGUUUUGAGACACUUCAUCAAGCAUAUGAAUGUUUCUAAGGACCACCCUGCAUUACUCGUAAUGGACAAUCAUGAGAGCCACCUUGGGAUUGACACAAUUGACCUAGCAAGGGACAAUGGACUGAUCAUCCUGACAUUUCCACCACAUUGCAGCCAUAAGUUGCAGCCCUUAGAUGUGAGUGUCUACGGGCCAUUCAAACGCUAUUAUAGCUCAGCCUGUAAUGAUAGGAUGUUAAGUCACCCCGGUAGAGCCAUAACCAUCUAUGACGUUGCUUCCCUUAGCGCACAGGCCUACUACAAAGCAUUCACGCCUUCUAACAUAAUUGCAGGUUUCAACAGGUCUGGGAUAUAUCCAGUAAACAAGGAUAUAUUUCCAGAUGAGGUAUUUCUAUCAGCUGCUCCUACUGACCGACCAAUGCAAGAUCAAAGUCAGCAAACAAACAAGCCACAACCCUCAACCAGCGAUAAACCGGAACCUUCAACCAGCGCCCAGUUAGAACCAGCAACCAGCUCUCAGUCAACCAAAACUGUUCAACCCCAUUCUCUCACCACUGAUGUCGGGCAGGGGACACUUUCUCCGGAGAUGAUUCGACCGUUCCCCAAAGCUCCAGAACGGAAGAGGACAAAUUCUCGAAAAAGAGCAAAAAGCACAAUUAUCACGGACACACCAGAACGGGAACGAAUUAUAGCCGAAAAGACCCCGAAAACAGGGAAAAAAGUUUCCAGGGGCUUAUUUGAAGAUGACGAGGAAACUGAAACUGAAAGCAUGGACUCUUAUGACAGCAGUUCGCCAGAGGAGUCGGAUGACUCGGACAUUGUGUUUCAGGAAAAGGACCCUGAUCCUGGUGACUAUGUCCUCGUUAAAUACGCCCGAAAAUCUAGAGUUGUCCACUAUAUUGGUGUUAUCAAGCAGCCAAAAGAUAGGGAUGGCGACUAUGAAGUCCAAUUUCUCCGGCGUUCAACGAGGCACACAACGGCAUUUGCAUUUGUUGAACCCUUGGGUCGAAGACAUUAG